AAACAACAACAACAAAAAUCAGAAAAGUUUUCAUUUUAUUAGUUUUCUUCUAUUUAUGGCAAUGUAUUUUAUUGAAUCUCACAUGAAACGCACAAAAUGAGUAUUUACUGUUGGACUCUCGGCGAACUGGCUCUCGCAAGAAUAAGCAAAAAAGUUUUUGCACGAGUUCGCAUUGCUAAAAACAAAGAUGGAAUUUUUCAUGACGAAAAAGUUCUAGGAAUAUCACCGACUCCAGACAAUGACGACAGCAUCACUGUGACGAAUCAGCUCUGCUACUACGUAGAGAUCUGUCGGUCGAAGCAAUGCCUGUGGCUUCCCUACACAAGCUUACAGCUCGCUGAACGCUCCAGACCCUUCUAUGGGCCGGCAGACAAGCUACCGUCUCCGCCGAAGCCUUUGAAGACACCAGCUACUGUUAGAAAGAGGAAGCAGAUAGAAGACCACACCCUACCUCUCAGUGCAGCAAAACUAGCCAAAGUGACAACCCCAGACUUAAACGCUACAUUUGACUUCCGACAGCUCCCCAUGAGGCAAUCUAAAUAUGAGAAUGCGUACAAAGAGUUCAUUCGCAGGGGCAAAGACAUGAUCUUUGACCAAUUCUUCUUCCUUCUAAAGCUUGAUUACUCCAGGGGAGAAGAUUUGGAUUAUUUACUGAAUGUGGAUGCCAGUACGGAGGAUAAAUUUGAGACGGUGAUACAGGAUAUCAUGACAGAGAAAGAAGUGAAGAAUUACUUACAGCAGUGCUGGAGGUACAAUUCUCUGAGUAGAGAGAGUGAUGGCCAGAGUCAGAUUGUAACUAAAACUACCGCCUCGUCCCCAGUAAAGCCGGUGAUCACAGUGCACGUUAGCUGGUGCCUGGUGUGCGGUCAGCCGGGGCGGCUGCUGCCGUGCGCACAGUGCCCCGCCGCCUGCCACGCGGAGUGCCGCAAGCAGUGGAGGGUGUCUAUUAUGCAUCGCAAGCUAGCCGGCUCGUCCGACCCUCCCCAGCCGGCAGCCGUCACCAGGAUCUCCAGCACCCGCCUGCGCCGGCCCCGCCAGCCGCCGGCCACUGCGCCGCCGACGCUGUGCCCCAGCUGUGAGUGGGGGCCGAGGGUGGGGUAUGGGGACAUCGUGUGGCACAAGCUGGGGACCUUCCCGUGGUGGCCUGCUAAGGUGCUGAGUCCGGGUGAUGUGCCGUCGUGUCUGCUCUCCAGAAAGCACGGAGUGGACGAGUGGCCGGUGCUGUACUAUGGUGAGCUGCGCUACUCGUGGGGCGCGGCGGCUCGCAUGUGUCUGUUCCUGCCGACGCACGCGCCGCCCCGCGCGCCAACAGACGCCGUCUUGGACGCUUGUGACGACUACAUCGCUGUUUAUCUCACUUAGGAAUUUCUUAUAAUUCCCUAAUUUGCUUAGGUUCCUAAAGUUGAGAAAUGGAACAAAAACAAACGCGGGAAGCACAGGGUGCGUUGCGGAUCCGUUCCGCAGAGAUUUCGCCUUGUAAAGGCGAGGCGCCAUUGCUACAUUUCGUCGUCGCCGCGCUGCCUUGUGUUCCAUAUAUUUUAUGACAUGCUCCUGUUUUUUUCUUAUCGUAAACCAAUGCACCAAUGCCCCAAACCCGCAAUGGGGCCCCGCCUUAACCUUGACAGCCAAACGGCUAUUCAACAAAAGUUACAAGACGAAAUCUCUGCCAUGCACCGUGUGCCUCUCCACAAAGAAGGACAGGAGUAAUAACAAUUUGCGGGUGAUCAGUGCAAUGGUGCUGGUGUAAUAAUUUUAUUAUAUUUUAUAUGCUCAUGACAACCUUUUUGAAAUUACCAAUAUUUUAAGGAGGAAUCUGAUCUCGUUUACAGAUAAAAUAUUAAAACAGUAUUAAAAACAUUGACAUUGGUGUAAGUAUUUUUUGUUAUUUUUUUAUAACUUUUGUGAUUAUUGCAUGCCUUUAAAUCAAAGUUGUUAAGUAUUAUUGUUUUUGGUUUGUUUUUGUGUUGUGAGUGUAUUUUAUAACUCUUUAUAUAUUGUGCCGUUAUUAAAUCAUAUAUUUUGCAACUAAUCAAAUAUUUUGUUCAGUUUAUGUAUGGUUCUAUUGAGGUAGACUGCAUGCUGGGUGUAAAAGUAAACUUAUUUUGACUUGUUUUGUUUCCAAAGUUUAUCUUGUGUGAUUUCUGUUUUGUUUUUAUGAUGAUUGUAAGUUUUAUUUUUUGACUAAAACAACCAAAUAUACGUUAUGUAAAUUUUUA
Messenger RNA from Plutella xylostella (diamondback moth), 2216 nucleotides. RefSeq lists its product as uncharacterized. The record is from RefSeq and is a predicted model, not a curated record. NCBI's taxonomy places the organism in Eukaryota, Metazoa, Arthropoda, Insecta, Lepidoptera, Plutellidae.